Molecule: messenger RNA, 1698 nt
Organism: Zingiber officinale
Lineage: Eukaryota; Viridiplantae; Streptophyta; Magnoliopsida; Zingiberales; Zingiberaceae
Product: PTI1-like tyrosine-protein kinase 3
Exons: 8
Coding region: 326-1444 (372 amino acids)
Biological process (GO): protein phosphorylation
Molecular function (GO): protein tyrosine kinase activity; ATP binding
Source: RefSeq, a predicted model, not a curated record
GUGAAACGGUAAAAGGAGUCCGCAAAUUCAUCGCGAAGGGCCAAGGCGGGGGGCCGCAUAGGAGAGAGAGAGAGGAAGGGAGGGAGGGUCGCACCGAGGUUGAGCUCCGCUGGCGUCGCGAGCGGCGACAUUGUCGUGCUCCCUUAUCUCUUCCUCUUCCUCUUCCUUUGCCGUCUCUUUUCUUCGCCUUCGUUCCCUCCUCUGACCCCGAACUCCAACGCCAACCCUCGCGGGGUCGGUGGCCGGAGAGAAGAAAGGUCCCUUUGCUUCUCCAUCGACCAGCUUAUAAGUACAAGGUGAAAAAAAAGAUAAAGAAGAAGGUAAGAUGAGGCGCUGGUUUUGCUGUGCUAGUAGUUUCGAUCGAUCUUACCAUGCCCAUGAAAAUGAAUGUCUCACAAGCCCAUCAAAUGACAAAUUUGGAAUGCCAAGGGGUUCUAGGUACUCUGCUGUUACAAAAAAUGAACCCCCAAAAGCACCUCUUCCUAUUGAAGUGACUGCAUUGCUAUUAGACGAACUAAAAGAGAAAACUGAUAAUUUUGGACCAAAAGCUUUGGUAGGUGAGGGAUCAUAUGGAAGAGUCUACCUUGCAGUUUUGGAUGAUGGAAAGCAAGUGGCCUUGAAAAAAUUUGAUUCUACAUCAGAGCCUGAAGCAAAUACUGAAUUUUUGACUCAGGUGUCCACAGUUUCAAGGUUGAAGCAUGAAAAUGUUCUGCAGAUGUUAGGAUAUUGUGUUGAAGGAAAUAUUAGACUGUUGGCCUAUGAGUUUGCUACAAUGGGCUCUUUACAUGACAUUCUUCAUGGUAAAAAAGGAGUUCAAGGUGCACAACCAGGCCGCCCACUUGAUUGGCUGCAGCGAGUGAGGAUUGCUGUUGAUGCUGCAAAGGGCCUGGAGUAUCUUCAUGACAAGGUUCAGCCUUCAAUACUGCACCGUGACAUCAGAUCAAGCAACGUUUUUUUGUUUGAGGACUUCAAAGCAAAAGUAGCAGAUUUUAAUCUCUUAAAUCAGGCACCAGAUAUGGCUGCUCGUCUUCAUUCAACCCGUGUCCUUGGAACUUUUGGUUAUCACGCACCAGAGUAUGCUAUGACAGGCCAAUUGACACAAAAAAGCGAUGUAUAUAGCUACGGUGUUGUACUUCUAGAGCUGCUUACUGGCAGGAAACCAGUUGAUCACACAAUGCCUAGAGGACAACAAAGCCUUGUCACCUGGGCCACUCCUAGAUUGAGUGAGGACAAGGUCAAACAAUGUGUGGAUCCAAGACUGAACGGAGAGUAUCCACCAAAAGCAGUAGCCAAGUUCGCUGCUGUGGCAGCUCUGUGUGUGCAAUACGAAGCAGAGUUCAGGCCCAACAUGAGCAUUGUGGUCAAAGCACUCACACCUCUGCUUGCCAAUAAACAUGGCCCUGCACAGACAGCUCCCGUCGCCCCAGCACCUGUGGAUUCAUGAAUCAUGAUGCAGGCCAGGGAAGCUUGAUAUGCAUUCAUUCGUCAUCGUCGUACAAAUUUGUUUUACUCGAAUGUUGUUUGUCUGCUUCCAAACAUUUACGCGAGAUGCUCGAUCGUCUGCCGUGUUAAUUUGAGUGUCGUUUCCCCCUCUUUUUUUCCGAGUUUAUCUGGGCAGGUGUUGUUGUAUUGCUUCUAAGCUCCACAUUGUCAUUCUGAUCAUAUAUAAUCUAUAUAUUCGGGCUUUUGUGUGGAUAA